AUGAGUGGCGAGCUGCCCGCCUCGACCGAUGAUCCUGCCGCAGAUACCUACAGUCUCCCCAGCGGAUCACUAUAUACUCAGACAGAGGAGCAGGCGCAGGAGACGCGCAGCGUCGAAGAGUACCUGCGGCGCCUGGCUGAGAAAGAAAAACGGCAGCGGCGGAAACGCGUCGAGCAUGCGCCGCUGCAGCCCGCCGGCGGCACCUCCCUCGUGCGCAAAUUUAGCGCGUCCCUAGCGCGUGUGCCAUCGCUGCGCGCACGGCAUACCCCCCAGCGUGCCAGCCCCCAUGGCGGCUCCUACGAGAUGACGCAGUCCAGCUACGCGCGCGAUGCAGCGCUGCCCACAACACAGUACCGGCCCGUGUCGGACGAGUCUGAAGACUCGCAAUUUAUGAGCGUGCCCCCCGCCGCGGACACCCGGCCAGAUCUCCAGGACAUGACCCCGCUGGAGCCAGUCGCCUAUGUACGCUCCAUGGACUUUUCGUCGACGUCCCUCGACGACCUGUCGAUGCUGAGCGACGCGCGGAAAUUUGACGAUGCACCCGCCGAGUCGCCCAUCACCCCCGUCGAUCCGACAGGGGCCAUGAGCGAGUCGGCACCCCCGCGCGCCAUGGCGCGCCUGCGCUCGCGCGACUUCCCUAGCGUCACAGUGGGGCGCGCGUCCAGUUUGCAGCGGCGGCAGCAGGCCGCUCGUGUGCCACCCUCGUCCAUGCCACGCAGCGCCGCACGACACGGCCAUACCAUCGAGUCCAUUCCCGAGUCGGAGAGCGCAGACGUGGCGCUCGCUGGUGGGCCCGCCUUCCACGGCGAAGCCGACCCGCCUGCGUUGGAGCCAGCCAAGCAGGGCUCGCUCGCGGAACUGCCCGACCUCUCUACAGGCUACCCCCGUCUCGCACCCAUGUCCCGCGCUGGGCGCGACGAGCCUCCCGCGGACCCCCAGCCAUGGUACUGGUCGGACCUGCUGCUCACUUGUGGACUGUGCCUGUCCAACAAUGACGACGAAGAACAAGCUGCACGCACGAACCCCAUGGAGUGA
This is a messenger RNA of Malassezia sympodialis ATCC 42132, 1035 nucleotides long. RefSeq lists its product as uncharacterized. The record is from RefSeq and is a predicted model, not a curated record. The coding region runs from base 1 to 1035 and encodes 344 amino acids. Lineage: Eukaryota; Fungi; Basidiomycota; Malasseziomycetes; Malasseziales; Malasseziaceae. The transcript is spliced from 2 exons.